GCAGGAAAUCGGGGAACGCCUUGACCUUUAUGUGGGCGUUUCCUUCCCAAUCUAUUCCUAUAUCGUGAUUCUCGACCGACCUGGAAAAGCGCAGAUACCUCCAACUGAACCCGUUUAUCCACCACAGCUCACCCACUCACCCACUCACCCACUCAUCCACUCACUCACCCACCCACCCACUUCCACUCCUCCCCUACAUCUUUCAUCUUUGUUCUUUCUCUCCAGUCUUUCACAGUGUGCGCGUGUGUGUGUGUUAAACGUCGCUCUUUUUUCGGUUGCUCGUCGCCAUCACGCUCAUUACAUAUGCAAGCCUCUCGUUAUCUCAAUUCCAUUCGAAGCAUUUUGAUUGCCUGGAAACUAACUUUAUCUCUUCACUGACUUUGUUCGUAUCUCUGCUAUCAUCAGUUGGACGGAAACUGCAACACGCCGAGUUCUCACCCACGCACACGAGGGAAGAUAAGAUACUACCUAGGUACAGCACGAAAACAACAUCAGAUAUUUGGGGGCCUGAGGAGCAUUUGAUCCAUCAAUAACAUUAUUCCUUCACGCAAUGAAGUUUUUCGAUAUAUCAACGGCAAUUGUGGCCGUGGCAAUAUUAGUGUCACCCUCUCAAGCCAAGUUGGGCCGUGGACUUUCCCAUCUCGACAUUUUGGAAAAACGCCAUUCGCAUAACAGAAUUCAUGCAUCUCCAAGAGCAGAAGACCCUGGAAAUUUGUUACAGAAGCGCACUACUUGCGCAUUCCCAACGGAUGCUGGAUUGGUGUCUGUCACCCCAAAUUCUGUAAAUGCAGGAUGGGCAAUGAGUCCUGAUCAAGCUUGCACCCCAGGUUCAUAUUGUCCUUAUGCUUGUCCUCCUGGCCAAGUGAUGGCACAAUGGAACCCAAAAGCCACUUCUUACACUUAUCCGUUAUCCAUGGUAUGUUGGAAUAUUUAUGAGCUCAAAUAAAAUACUAAAUUCUCGCAGGAUGGAGGGCUAUAUUGUGAUUCAAAAGGCAAAAUUAGCAAGCCAUUUCCUAAUCAACCCUAUUGUGUGCCCGGAACCGGGACAGUUGGAGUUGUAAAUAGCUGUGGUGGAACCGUUUCGUUCUGUCAAACAGUUUUACCUGGAAAUGAGGCCAUGUUAAUUCCAACAUCGGUGGAUGCAUCCUCUCAAUUGGCGGUUCCAGGAACAAGCUACUGGUGUGAAACUGCAGCUCAGUAUGUAUUAGUCAUCAUAUGAAGGUUCUAAGUAACUAAUAAUCUUUAGUUACUAUAUCAAUGCUCCUGGAGUCUCAACUGCCGAUGGUUGUAUCUGGGGUGAUGGUUCAAAACCCAUUGGAAACUGGGCCCCAUAUGUCGCAGGAGCUAACACGGACGCCAAUGGUGAUACCUUUGUUAAGAUUGGCUGGAAUCCAAUUUGGACAGCCUCCUCGCUUUCAAAGACCAUGCCUAAUUUUGGUUUAAAGAUUGAAUGUUCUGGACCUGGUUGCAACGGGCUCCCUUGUUCAAUUGAUCCAUCGGUUGUCGGGAUUGGAGGAGUUACUAGUGCUGAUCAAGCUUCUGGUGCAGGAGGAGCUAGCUUUUGUGUUGUUACUGUUCCUUCAGGCCUGACCGCCGAUGUUGUCGUUUUUGAGCUUGGUAGUUCUGGUUCUUCCGCUCCAGCAUCUUCCAAGGCUGAUUCGAGUAUCGCUUCUUCAGCCGCAAAAUCGACCUCGAUAUCAACUCACAGCUCAUCUUCUUCGAUUCUUACUACCUCGUCUACUCCAACUCCAUCAACUAGCAGUUCCUCAUCGUCUACAUCAACGUCAUCAACGUCGUCAUCUUCAUCGUCAUCGUCAUCUUCAUCGUCAUCAUCUUCAUCUUCAUCAUCCUCUUCAUCAUCUUCAUCUUCAUCUUCAUCUUCAUCAUCUUCGUCAACAUCGACGUCAACGUCUUCUUCUUCUUCUUCGUCUUCAUCUUCAUCGUCUUCUUUCUCUUCUUCCUCAUCAUCACCAUCUUCUUCCUUCCUUCCUCUCAUCUUCAUCAACACCGCGACUUUCCUCUCUUUACAGUCAUACAACUUCCAUCACUGCUUCUACUUAUCCGACCGACUCAUCUUCCUUCAAGUUGCAAACUCUACCGGCGGUGUCGCAGUACUUUCUUUGCAAAACAGUACCCGACCAGCACUGUCGUGUCAACGCCAAUGAGCCCAAUUGCGAGCGUUACCGAAGCCUCACCCGCAACCGGCUCUGCUACUGCCUUAAGUCAAAAGAAAUCAGGUGCUUCAGCAACCGAAGUGUCAAAUUCCAUGUUCGGCCUCGUCUUACUCCUUGCCAUUGGCUGCUUGAUCCAGUAGCCACAUUCCAAUUGUAUAAUCUUCGCAUCUCUUGGAUAUCUUUCAAACAUAUCGAUUUCUAAUACGUCUGGACCACGUAAAAUCUCCUUCGGCCUGGUUAAUAUCAUCAUGACUUCAGUUUCUGUCCGCCAUAUAGAUAUACUAUUUAUGCUCAACGCAACUUUCAAUUUCUCUUUUUAAUUUUUUUUACCUCAUGGUUGCAUAUAUUACCAGUAAUGCGGAGGCACUUCAACACUACUGGAUGCGAUACUCUCCGAAUUCUGUCGGAAUCAAAUUUCUUGCAAUCUUUUAUUGGAUUUAUACCAUUACGUUAUUCUACGUUUACUUCAUAUUAUCAUGGAUUGGUGGGAGGCGAAGUUUGGAUUCAAAUAUUUUUUUCCUUUUAUGAUUGGCAUAUAUGAUGAUGUUUAUACACGACUCUUUUAGCUUGGAUGUUUGGAACUAUCUACCUAUCUUUGAAAAGGAAGUUUCAGUCCUCUUUUUGGAGGACACGGUUGGGUACGGAAAAGAGGAGCAAGUUUGGCGAGCUUUCUUGAUGGAUGUCUGGGUUGGUUGGUGGGAUGAUACUAUAUUACCAUAUAAUCUUUAUUUAUAAUUUUAAGAGGUCGGAUGGGAGAUCCAUUGUUCCAUAGAUGAAUUGGACUAGAAAGAUGAGAUGAAUAUGGGGGGAAGGUUGGCGCGGUGUAGUGAUGUGAAUAGGGAGGAGAUGGAUGGUAGUUUUGCUAUACAAAUGUAGUGAUGGAGUGAAUUGAGAUACCAAGUAUUACUCUGAAGUUGUUUUU
Molecule: messenger RNA, 3096 nt
Organism: Sclerotinia trifoliorum
Lineage: Eukaryota; Fungi; Ascomycota; Leotiomycetes; Helotiales; Sclerotiniaceae
Source: the annotation of a GenBank genome assembly